AUGCCCAUCGUCAACCACGUCGUCCUGGCCUCGGGCGCCGCCGUCGCCGUCUCCGUCGCCGUCGCCACCGCCGUCGCCAUCUACGAGUCCCCCGAGCUGCGCCGCUACGCCGACGACGUCCGCCGCCGCAUCGCCAUUGCCCUGCAUUCCAUCGGCGACGGCAUCGAGCCGCCGCACCGGGAGCCGCGCUUCAACCGGCCCGAGGACGCCGACGGCUUCAUGCUCUCGCGCGGCGCCCAGCCCGGCGUCGACGCAGACGACGAGACGCGCCGCAGGCAGCGCGAGGAGCUGCUCUACUGGAACAGCCUGCGCCUGCGGGCAAAGGACGAGGACAAGUCUCAGGACGAGGCGCCCCUCGCUGCUGCCGCCACUGCUGCCGCCCAUGUACAAAGGCCCUCCGCCGUCAGUCGGGGACCUUCUUUUGAUGACUUUUUGCGGCAGGAUGGUGAUGCAGAGGACGGCACCUACGUCUUCAACAGCGGAGCCGACGCCAGACACACCCCGGCCGCCGGUCUUCGUCACCGUGGCGAGCCUGCACCGCGGGCGCUCGGCACAUCGCUCUACGCCAACCCCUUUGCCGACGAAAACUGCAUCGGCCUCGAUGACAUGUCCGAGAUGGCGGCCAGCCACGUCCCCCCCGUCAAGGAAGAAGCCAUGUCGGACAUUUACAGCGCCACCACGCGCCAAUCAGACGACUAUCGCAGCGCCACCAUGGAGCCCUCGCCCGUGCUCAUCGACACCGCGCCCGCCCCGGCGGAGCCAGAACCCCAACCGGCUGAAACGCUGGAGCGCGUCCUGGCCGACGACGAGUACAUGUCGGCCGGCCAGGAAGACCGAAACGAGGCCUACGCUUCGAUCCAGGCGUGGGCCCAGGACUCGAGCCGCAACUUCUACUCCCCCCUGCCCGUGACCCCCGCCGCUCCCGCGUCCGAGCCCGAGCUCGUCAGCGACGGGCAGCUCACGCCGACGGACUCGGUGUCGCUGGCCGGUUCUGGCGAGGAUAUUGCCAACGAGGCGCAGUCGUCGCGGGCGGGAGAGACGGGGCGGCCUUACGAUGUGUUGAGCGAGAGCGAGGGCAUGCUGACGCCAGCCAGCUGGUCCGAGGUCGGCAGCGUCGUCAGCGAGAGCGAGGCCCACGGGCCCGUGCAUGCAUAG
Molecule: messenger RNA, 1155 nt
Organism: Hirsutella rhossiliensis
Lineage: Eukaryota; Fungi; Ascomycota; Sordariomycetes; Hypocreales; Ophiocordycipitaceae
Exons: 1
Coding region: 1-1155 (384 amino acids)
Source: RefSeq, a predicted model, not a curated record